This is a messenger RNA of Condylostylus longicornis, 1701 nucleotides long. RefSeq names its product lebercilin-like protein. Lineage: Eukaryota; Metazoa; Arthropoda; Insecta; Diptera; Dolichopodidae. The record is from RefSeq and is a predicted model, not a curated record. Gene Ontology annotation, cellular component: axoneme. Gene Ontology annotation, biological process: intraciliary transport. Bases 117 to 1700 code for a protein of 527 amino acids. The transcript is spliced from 7 exons.
AUUUAUUAAGCAAUAUUUAAAUAAAAAUUUUAUAUACAUGCAAAUGUAUGCCAAUUUAUUUGUAUAUUAGGUGUUUGCAAAUAUAUUUUAAUUAAAAUAUUUUUUAAAAUAAAAAUAUGCAGCCCAAUUGCUCCAAAAGCACUGAAAGUAUUUAUUCCACUACAAGUUCUAAAUGUUCGGCUAGUGCAGCUUAUGCUAGACCAUCAAAUUUCCACAUGAGGAAAACAGCUGGUAUACUAAAUGGGAACGUGGGUUCUCGUUCAGGUGAGGUUAGGCAACGAGUUCUUUCAGCCAAAAGAUUGAGAUUGAAGACCCUACAAAAUCAAUUAGCUGAUGCUCAACUUCAUAUAGCGGAACUUGCUCAAGAAAACCGAAUAUUACGUACCUUAGACAAGAGACAAGCGAAUGCUCUUUCUAAAUAUGAGAAUACCAAUGCUGAACUUCCGCAAUUAUUGCAUUCACAUGCUGAAGAAAUAAGAGUGUGGCAAAAGAAAUAUAAAAAUUUGCAAAAUCAAAAUAAAGAAUUAGCUAUGAGAUUGAAACAAAAGGACGACAUCUUAUUAAAUUUAAGCGACCAAAAUAAACAUUUAACCCAAUUAAAUAACGACAAAAAUUUAGAGGAACGUGAACGUUUAACCGAAAGGCUUAAUUAUUUAGAACAAAAACUCAAUGAAAAGGAAAAUGAGAUGAAAUUAAUGGCACGAAAAUUGCAACUAGAAAAAAAAAGUUUUAAGAAUCAAUUGCAAUCUGAGCAUUCAAAAUAUAAAGAUCUGUUAACGCGUUUAGAAAAAACGAAAACCGAACUUACAGGUCUAACAAAACUUGACCCACUCGGGAUUGCAGACAAAUUAGCGAAAGUAUCUAUUUUACCUAAACCUAUCAAGAGCAAGGAAAGAAUAAUGGAUUACAAAAAUAAUGACAAAAAUUUAUUAGGAGCUCCGGUUAUUAACGAAAUUCUCGAUGAACAUAAUUUUACACUUAAUAAAAUGGGAAGUAAAAAAACAACAAAUGAAAGUAUAAAAGAAAAACCUAACUGCAAAACUAAUAUUCAUAAACAAAGAAAUAGAUCUCUCAGUCCUCGAUCGGAGAGGGAUACUGAAAUUAGCACUCCAUCACCAAUAACAAUGCGUAGGAAAUCUAGCCUUGAUAGAAAAAAACCUUGUAACGAUAAGCAAAUUAAACGGAAAACUAUUGAAAAUGCUUUUGAAAUGAAUAUAGAAUCGUUAAAAAGUGAAUAUGAUGAUGUUUCUGUAAUAAGUUCAAAAUUGAACGCAAAAGAAUAUUCAAGAUGGAGAGACGAUGCAUCAGAUCUACAAAACGAAAUUAAUGACGAAUAUGAAAAUGAUAACUACAAGGAAUAUGAUUAUAAAAAUUCAUUUGAAAAUGAUGAAAACAAUGAGGACGAUUUAAUCUAUAACGGAUAUGGUGAUGCUGAUUACAAUGAAGAAGCUGAUAUUGAUACGUCAAACUAUGUUUCAAAGGGAAAUAAAGAUUUAACAGACAUUAAAAAACAAAUUAUGGAUGAUUAUGAAGAUAGAGAAAAAUUUUUGGACACAUUUUGCCGCGAUUCCUCUUCAGAUGCUUUAAACUAUAUAAAUCAUGAUUUAAAGAAAUCCAAUAACGUUGACUCUAAAAAAAAAAACAAACUUUUGGCAGCUUUAAAAGCCAUAGAUGAGAAUGGAAGCAAAGAUUCUACUUAAA